Molecule: messenger RNA, 1033 nt
Organism: Bombina bombina (fire-bellied toad)
Lineage: Eukaryota; Metazoa; Chordata; Amphibia; Anura; Bombinatoridae
Gene: CCDC86
Product: coiled-coil domain containing 86
Exons: 4
Coding region: 128-952 (274 amino acids)
Cellular component (GO): nucleolus
Source: RefSeq, a predicted model, not a curated record
UUGGUUACGUCAUCAAAGCGCGUCUCUAAUCUUUCCUUUAGCACCACAUGGUAUAUGGAGAAGAGUAUUUGGUAAUUGGGUUACGGGCGAACGGGGAAGGAUAAGGUUGUCAACGCUGAGAACGGAUAUGGAGUGUAAGAAAAUACAGCUUCCCACAAAUAAUACUCCACUACGAAGGAGUAAACGGAGAGCGGGUAACAGCUUAUUAGACAGCAUCAGAACAGAGGAAAGUGAACAGUCUGAAAUAGAAGAUAACACCGAGGCACAAGUUUUAGAGCAGCACGAAAAACAAGAAUGUGCGACUGAGAGUCUAGAUAGUGUUAUAUCAGAUCCUAAAGAUGUAAAUGAUGUCAAUGAGAGACUGGAUCAAGGUGAGCAAAGUAAUGAUAGGGACGGACCAGCUGAAAACGAUAAACCCGAUGAACAAUCUAGUGUAGAGUUGGGCAAUGGACAGUCUGUUGCAAAGCUGAAACAGGAUUCCAAAGAAGGGAAUAUUAUACUCAAAAAGGAUUCUACAUCUGGCAGCUGUCUGAUAAAACCUCGAGGGAAACCAAAAUCUGGGAGGAUUUGGAAAGACACCAACAAGAAAAGGUUUUCACAAAUGGUAAAUGGCCAUUCUCUGAGUACCUCUUGGGAAGUUAAGAUGAAAGCUCGCCAGGAAAAGAAAGUUCUCAAAGAAUUUUCCAAGCAACUAAAAGAUGAAAAACAAAGGGAGAAAGAUGAAAAAAAGAAACGUAGGGAAGAAAAUCUCAAACGCCGAUUGGAGAAUGAACGGAAGGCUGAAGUAGUACAAGUGAUUCGUAAUCCAGCAAAAUUGAAGCGUGCAAAGAAGAAGCAACUUAGACGUAUUGAAAAGAGAGACACACUGAAACUUUCCCAGUCCUCAAAAAAAGUGCCACAGAGUAAAAGCCAUGACCAUUCUGCUAAAAAAGGACCAACUAUUUCUAGCUAACCUUAACGUACUUUCAAAACCUAUACAUUUUAUCUUUCCUUCACGUAAACUGGUAAUUAAAGUCAGGGGAACGAGUGUGAA